Metopolophium dirhodum (rose-grain aphid) is the source of this 2123-nucleotide messenger RNA. RefSeq lists its product as uncharacterized. The record is from RefSeq and is a predicted model, not a curated record. Bases 47 to 1426 code for a protein of 459 amino acids. Gene Ontology annotation, cellular component: extracellular region. Lineage: Eukaryota; Metazoa; Arthropoda; Insecta; Hemiptera; Aphididae. The transcript is spliced from 4 exons.
GAAGCACAAUAUUUCUUGACGGAUAAAUGAUCAUUUUCGCCACGUCAUGCAAAUCGAAACGACCAUGUUACUGGUGGUGACCGCAGCGGCGGUGAUGACGAUAUCGCUACCGUUGCUGCUGCCGGUGACCGGGAUCGGGCUGCCGGUGUCCCGCUUGACGUACAUCGUUAGCGGGGCGCACCUAGAGUGGACGAGGCCUGGCGAUCGAUUGCGGGCCACCGAGUCGGGCGAGUACGUGGCCCGCAACGUGGCACCCGCCCGGAUGGCGAUGAGACACGACGGCGUCAUCUACCUGGCCAUGCCCAGGCUCAAGCGAGGCGUACCGUUCACGCUCGGCGCCGUCGAGUACGACCCGUGCGUAAGCACCAUCGAGCCGCCCGUUUCGCCGUACCCGUGCGCGGCCGCCCACCGGAAUGCCGCGCGGCCCGGCUCCGGUAACGGUAACUGGACCAUGGUCAACGUGGUGGACGUGCACUUGGACGACGGAGGCGUGCUGUGGGCGCUGGACAUCGGUAUGGUCAACCUGCUCGAGGACGGAGGGGCAGUCGUCAUCCGGCCGCCGAUGGUGUUUGCAUUCGACACAGACACCAAUGAUAUAGUGCGGGCCAUCGACUUGUCGCGCGCGACCACGGCGGCCAGCUUCCUGCAAUCGAUCGUGGUCGACCACAGCACGACCGCGGGCCAGUUCGUGUACGUGUCGGACGCCGGCCUGGGCAACGUGAUCGUUUACAACGUGGCCUGCGACAGUUCUUUCAAGGUGCAUGUGCCGGUCGGACCGUGCGGCCGGCGGGACGUCAUGUACAUGGCACCAAUCCAGGCCGACGUGUUGGACAUGGCCGCGGGCCGCGGGACGGCCCGCUACCGACGACUCUACGUCACGUACCUGUCGUCGUGCGACAUGAUAUACAUCCCGGUGCACGUCGUUGACGAGACGACGGUCGGUCUGCCGACCGUCAACAUAGGUCGGAAGCCGUGCAAGAUGAUCGUGCUGGGCACCGACCGCGGGUCCGUCAUCUACUUCCGGACCGGCAGCGACACCGGCGAAAUUCUCAGCUGGGACGUCAACAAGCAGUUCCGGCACGAAAACUUUAGGUCCGUGCAGCGCGGUCGAAGGUCCAGGAUACCGUUGAUGGUGACCGUGGGUUUCCAGGGUUACCAGUGGUCAAUGGAGAGCAAUUAUGUCGACUUCCUGAUCGGCGACAUCGGGUGUCUGGGCGUCAGCACAAGAAUCGAACCGCUGCAGAUCCGCGACGAAUACCCCGACGACCCGUGUUCAAAUACAGUACCGAUGCGAUGCGGCCAGGGCCCUGCGACGGCGGCGGUGGAGAAAAUCGGACCGAGCAGGAAAAAAUUAAAAGAAAGGAGUGAGACUAUUGGCGUCAACAAGAGACCCACCUCGGCAACAGCUGUCGGGCAGGCACCGUAGACACUUGGAUGCAGACGUCGCCGCCUGGGUCGCCGAUCAUGGCGUUGGAGGCGAUAUGAUAUUUCACCGGAAAACAUUUUUUUUGACCGGAAAGGCACAUAAUAAUACUAUCAUUUUGUAGAGUGCAUUAUGGUAUCCAAGUACUAUGGUUCUUCGUAUUCCGAGAAUUUUUUCGCGUACUCAAUUUCAUCGUAUAUAAAUAUUAUAACGAUGUCGUGAUUCGUUGAUUGUUACGCACUACGCAUCAAUUAUUGUUUGUUUUUUUGUGUUUUUUUGUGUUUCAUUAUUAUUAUUAUUAUUAUCGUCUUUUAAAGUAUAUUAUUUAUAUACCUAAUAAUAGUAUAGAUAAUAAUUAGUUGAGAUAUGUUUAUAUACUUAUUAUUAUUAAUAUUUUAUUUUUUUAUCGGCUUCGACGACUGAUGUCAUUAGCAUGUAAGGUUAGUAGGGUUAGUACGGUAAGUUCGGAACGGUUGGUACGUUUUGAAACACGUGUAUGUGUAUGACAAGGUUUUUGCGCACUACUAACCUAGGUGGUCACCCAUCCGGGAACUAGUUGCAGCGGCCGUUACUUACUCUCAGUCACGUGACGAGACUGAUUGCAGCCGCCGAGCCAAGCCAUAUUAUUAAUAUUAUUCAGAUAGUUUAUGCACCAGGCACCUAUACAUAAUUUUAAGCAUACUCCCAUUUUUCGUGUAUA